Zalophus californianus (California sea lion) is the source of this 1263-nucleotide messenger RNA. RefSeq names its product ribosomal protein L7 (gene RPL7). The record is from RefSeq and is a predicted model, not a curated record. Gene Ontology annotation, molecular function: structural constituent of ribosome; RNA binding. The transcript has 7 exons. NCBI's taxonomy places the organism in Eukaryota, Metazoa, Chordata, Mammalia, Carnivora, Otariidae. Gene Ontology annotation, cellular component: cytosolic large ribosomal subunit. Gene Ontology annotation, biological process: maturation of LSU-rRNA from tricistronic rRNA transcript (SSU-rRNA, 5.8S rRNA, LSU-rRNA). Bases 58 to 909 code for a protein of 283 amino acids.
CUCAUUUUCCCUCGAUCCGGCGGUAGCCUGUACCUUUACCCAUUUGUUUGUGUGUUUAUGACGCUCUGUGACACUAAUGGGGGCGCCAGGCUAAGAUGGGAUGCAGGCGGCCUUGGGGCGGAGGUUCUGGAGAUGAACCGGGAACGAGGUGUGAGAGCCGAAUAUGUGCGGGACCGAGAGAAGAAAAAGAAGGUUCCUGCCGUGCCAGAAACCCUUAAGAAGAAGCGAAGGAAUUUCGCAGAGUUGAAGAUCAAGCGUCUGAGGAAGAAGUUUGCUCAGAAGAUGCUUCGAAAGGCAAGAAGGAAGCUCAUCUAUGAAAAAGCUAAGCAUUACCACAAGGAAUAUAGGCAGAUGUACAGAACUGAGAUUCGAAUGGCAAGGAUGGCAAGAAAAGCUGGCAACUUCUACGUACCUGCGGAACCCAAAUUGGCAUUUGUCAUCAGGAUCAGGGGUAUCAAUGGUGUGAGCCCAAAGGUUCGAAAGGUGUUGCAGCUUCUUCGCCUUCGCCAGAUCUUCAAUGGCACCUUUGUUAAGCUCAACAAGGCUUCAGUUAACAUGCUAAGGAUUGUGGAACCUUAUAUAGCAUGGGGGUACCCAAAUCUGAAGUCGGUGAAUGAAUUGAUCUACAAGCGUGGUUAUGGCAAAAUCAACAAGAAGCGAAUUGCCCUGACAGAUAACACAUUGAUUGCCCGAUCUCUUGGUAAAUAUGGCAUCAUCUGCAUGGAGGAUCUGAUUCACGAGAUCUAUACUGUUGGAAAACGUUUCAAAGAAGCAAACAACUUUUUAUGGCCCUUCAAAUUAUCUUCUCCACGAGGGGGAAUGAAGAAAAAGACCACCCAUUUUGUAGAAGGUGGAGAUGCUGGUAACAGGGAAGACCAGAUCAAUAGGCUUAUUAGAAGGAUGAACUAAGGUAUCUGCCAUGAUUAUUUUUGUAAUCUGGCCAGUUAAUAAAUGACUACUCUCAUGGAAAUGUUCUGUUGUCUUGGUGACUUUUUGCUAACCUGACUGCUGUCCCUUAACUAUUAAAGCAAAUCUUGGUGUGUGAUAAAAGUCAUCAGCCUUGGCGUGCAAAACUAGGGUCUAGUUUGUAUCUUGGUGGAAAACAUUCCUUGGGUUUAUUAAAGACUCUUCUGUACAAAGAAUAUAUCUUAAUUUUUCACUUUUGAAUUGUGCCACUGAGUUAGCCAAGAUAUGGGUCUGUUCUAAGAAAACCUAUUUCAUAGGCCUUUGCAUGAUUUACAAAUAAAAAUACUGUUGCUGAAA